AUGUCUACAAGUCCUUCACUGAAAAUUGGAACGCUCGAUUUGAGCAGGCUGACAGAAGGAAAUAACUCUAACCAGCAAUUAUUGAAUAGUAAUGAUAAUGGAAGUUACGGAGCAACAACAACAGGAAGGGAUAAACGAUCAGGGUUAAACUGGAUUCAAUUAGAGCAAAAAUUUAAUAACCUAAUUACUCAAUUCAAUUCUCCUCAACAAGGAACUUUUACUGGAACAUCUCUAACUCAAAAACAAGAACAUAUGAAACAACUUGAAUUAAGUUUGGAAGCGAUUAUCGAGGUUGCCUUAAGUGAGAGUUCAAUGAUUUUGCAGGAGGGCGAUUUUAAGAGGGCUACUAUCGGAGGUUUAAAAGCUUUGGAAUAUAUUCAAAAACUGUAUGGAAAAGAUGCUUUGCAACAAGUUGAAGCAUACUUCCUCCUUUCCAAGGCAAGCCAACAAUUAAAUCAAUUCAAACAAGCAGAGGAAUAUUUGUCUAUAGCAAAUUGGACCUGUAUGAAAAACAAGGAAAAAUGCCCACCAAACUUGAGAGCUGAACUUCAUCAACAUUUUGGUUUACUGUAUGUUCAGCAAGGAAAGGUUAAUGAAGCCAUUGAAAAUAUGGCAGCAAGUGUAUAUUAUUUAGCUUUAGAGCAUGGAACUCAUGAUGUAAUUACAAGUUUUGCUUAUUUCAAUUUAGGCAAUGUAUUUGUUUCAAUGCAAGGAAAAUCUGAAAAAGGUGUUUCAUUUAUGAAAAAAGUUGUUGAUAUUUGGUAUGACCAAUUGUCGUCAAUUAUUUUAGUUGGUAAACCCCAAACAAAUGAUAAUGAGGAUGGUUCACUUGAAGUUUCAACAAGACAAGCGAGAAUUCAAUUUAAAAAUUCUGUAAAGGAUUUAGAUGAAGACAAAGUUGGAGAUGCUGAAAAAAUGUUAGAACAUAUUUUGAGAACAGAUUCAGAACAUCUUGGAGAAAAUCAUGUGGAAACAGGGAAAGUGUAUGUUGUAAACGGGUUUUUCAAAUUAUUUUUGGGAGACUUUGCUAAGGCUAGAGAAUAUCUGGAAAAGGCUAGAGAAAUAUUUGUUUACGUUCUCGGUGAAAAUCAUCAACAAACAAAAGAAGUCAAUCAAGUACUUGAAAAUUUAGAUAAAAGACAGUAA
Naegleria gruberi is the source of this 1146-nucleotide messenger RNA. RefSeq lists its product as uncharacterized. NCBI's taxonomy places the organism in Eukaryota, Heterolobosea, Eutetramitea, Acrasida, Naegleriidae. Gene Ontology annotation, molecular function: protein binding. The transcript has a single exon. Bases 1 to 1146 code for a protein of 381 amino acids. The record is from RefSeq and is a predicted model, not a curated record.